AUGCUUGAAAUGCUCAGCCGUACAAAUCAAAACGAAAGUACUCAACUGGAAUAGAAAAGCAAACAUGGGAGAGGUUGAGAAAAACGAAAGAAUAACGAAAGCUGGUCGAUUGUUGGUGGCGGCAAUAGAUUUUGGUACAACAUAUUCAGGAUAUGCCUAUUCAUUCAAACAUGACUGGGCAACAGUACACACGAACUCCUGGCCAGGCGAACAUCAGCUUUCGUAUAAAGCACCAACAGCCUUGCUACUGAAUCCGGACAAAUCUUUCAAAGCUUUUGGAUUUGAGGCAGAAAGCUUUUAUUCAAGUUUAACCUCUGAAGAGGAUGACCGAUGUAAGAAAUACUACUUUUUCCGACGCUUCAAGUUGAUUCUGAAAACAACACUUGAAGAGAGAGUUCACAGGAACAGCGAGUGUUCGGACAUCAAUGGAAAAAGUGUUGAUGCCAUGUCUGUAUUCAUGCACUGUAUAAAGUAUUUAAAAUCGCAUAUGUUAGAAGCUUUAAAUGAUUCUAAAAAAUUUGAAACAAAGAUUACAGACAUCGAUUUUGUAAUAACAGUGCCAGCAAUAUGGGACGAUACAGCUAAGAUGUUUAUGAGGGAAGCUGCCAUCAAAGCUGGAAUACCAGGGGACCAACUCCUUUUUGCUUUGGAACCUGAGGCCGCUUCUAUCUACUGCCAGCUGAUGUAUCUGGAGCCUCAGAACGAUUCCAGCUUUCGUGUAACUGAAACAGACUCUGAUGCAAAAUAUAUGGUUGUUGAUCUUGGAGGUGGCACGGCAGAUAUAACUAUACACCAAAUGCAGGAGACUAGAACAAUAAUAGAACUAACUCCUGCUUCCGGAGGACUCUGGGGUGGAACACGCAUUGAUGAGGAUUUUGGCGCCUUUCUCAACGAUUUAUUUGGCAAACAGGCAAUGACAAAAUUUCAAAAAGACAGUGCCGAAGACUUUUUUGACUUUUGGCAACGGUUUGAGGUCAAGAAAAGAUCAUUUGACUUUAAAAAAGGAACAGAAAAUAUCCAUUUACAAGUUCCAUUGGAAUUAUUGUCUACAAUCCAAACGAUUAAUAAAGAGAAAGAUAUAAAUAAAAUUAUAGAAAAAUCAAAAUGGAAAGGAAAAGGAAUCAAAUUUGCGCAGAAGAAAUUGCAUAUACCUACAACAAUUAUGAAAAGUAUUUUUCAGGCAACUACAGACGAAAUUGUCAAUCAUCUUAAGGUGCUUGUGAAAGGAGUUGGCAAAGGUUUGAAAAUUAUUUUGUUAGUAGGUGGAUUUUCGGAAUGUUCACUUAUUCAAAAUCAAGUUCGUGAAACGUUUGAAAUCAAAGGUCAAUGUCGAGUUAUAAUUCCAAACCAGUGUGGCUUGGCAGUUUUGAAAGGCGCUGUUUAUUUUGGACAUCACCCGGAUAUGAUAUCUGAACGUGUAGCAAGAUACACCUACGGAAUUCAGAUAUGGCCAAAAUUUAUCCAAGGGGAACAUAAAGAGGCAAAGCGGGAUGUCCGAGGUUCCGAAGACCGGUGUAAAGACGUAUUCUUUAAGUUCGUUACCAAGGGAGACCGAUUAAAAGCAGGGUUCAUUAAAAGUCACAUUUUCAGGGCAUUGAAAUCAGCCGAUGGUGACCUUGAAUGUGGCAUUUUCAUCUCAAACAAAGAAAAUCCUAAAUAUGUUGACGAAGAUGGUUGUGAGAAACUUGGAGUUCUGAAAAUUGACGUUGAAAGAGGGACGGAAGUCGAGGAGUCUCUGAUUUUUGGACAUACAGAGCUACAUGCAAAGGCCUGUAACUGCUCAACGAAAAAAGAAUACAGCGUCACUUUUGAUUUGCUGUCAGAGAAAAUCAAAUAUCCCGCCAAAAAUUAACCUCAGAUCUCAAAUUGAAUGAAUCAUAACAUUUAAAUAAAUGUUUGUGCAUGUGAUAAAGUUUUUUUUUCUACAAAUAGCUUAUGCUUAGAAUGUUGUACGGUGCGAAUAUGUGAUAUCAAACUUUACUUGUUAUAAAGGUACCUGUGAUACAAGAGAUAAGGUGAUAUUUAUAAGAGGGUUUCCGUUAUCUGAUAAAAGAUAUAUACAUGGUUAAAAUAUUUGACUUUGUCACUCCAUACAUUUUGUUGUGUAUUUAAUCAUUUUUAAUUUGUAUUUCUGCAAGAUAUUAAUUUACAAAAUAACCAUUUAUUUAUGAUUACAUGUAUGGUUUUUUUUUUGAAUUCACAUCAGAAUCUCCAGGAUUUUGUCAUGCACCUUUUAAAAUAACACAAGUUUCUUGUUGGUUUAAUUAUAUAAGCUUGUACAUGAUAUAUGUAUACAAUCCGCUGUCUUCGUUGUUGAUUUCAAAAAUUACACAAUAUUCAAAGGAAAUGAAAUCAUUUCUGUAGGUUAAUUGUUAAGCAAAAAUCUUUUUACUAAUUAUUCACUUAUACAAUGUAAUAUAGAUUGA
Messenger RNA from Saccostrea cuccullata (small rock oyster), 2426 nucleotides. RefSeq names its product heat shock 70 kDa protein 12B-like. The transcript is spliced from 4 exons. The record is from RefSeq and is a predicted model, not a curated record. Bases 65 to 1852 code for a protein of 595 amino acids. NCBI's taxonomy places the organism in Eukaryota, Metazoa, Mollusca, Bivalvia, Ostreida, Ostreidae. Gene Ontology annotation, molecular function: ATP-dependent protein folding chaperone; ATP binding.